AUGUUAUUGGCUCUACCUUGUUUUCCUACCCUCGAAGAAAGUUUAGAGGAAUUGUUAAAGGCCCUCGAGAUAUGUAGCAUCUUUAUUUUAGUCAUCGUUUCAAGAUCUGAUCGCUUUGCUGAAGCGCACUUUAUCCCAGGUGCGGCUGGUGCAACGGGAGCAGCUGGAGCUGCCGGUGUUGGAGGUGAAGCUACUGGUGCAGCUGGAGAUGCCAGUGUUGGAGGUGAAGCUGCUGGUGCAGCUGGAACUGCCGGUGUUGGAGGUGAAGCUACUGGUGCAGCUGGAGAUGCCGGUGUUGGAGGUGGAGUUCCUGGUGCAGAUGGAGCUACCGGUGUUGGAGAUGGAGCUGGUGGUGUAGUAGCAGCACCGGAAGGUGAUGGAGGGGUUGGAAUGCCACCACCAUCUUGGGGGCCAUUUUGGCCCCCUCCAUUCUGGGGAUGGCAUGGUCAUCAUUUUUGGCAUCAUUAUCAUCAUCAUCAUCGUGACUAUGGGUAUCAUCACUAAGGUAAUAUGAUAAGAUUCCAGAAGAUUGAAGACUAGACUUUUGAACAGACUAUGACUUAUAUAUAAGACAGGAGAAACUGGUCAAUAA
Molecule: messenger RNA, 592 nt
Organism: Argiope bruennichi
Lineage: Eukaryota; Metazoa; Arthropoda; Arachnida; Araneae; Araneidae
Product: PE-PGRS family protein PE_PGRS33-like
Exons: 3
Coding region: 1-504 (167 amino acids)
Source: RefSeq, a predicted model, not a curated record